Penicillium longicatenatum is the source of this 2208-nucleotide messenger RNA. Its product is annotated as ubiquitin ligase complex subunit HRD3. Gene Ontology annotation, molecular function: protein binding. Gene Ontology annotation, biological process: ERAD pathway. Lineage: Eukaryota; Fungi; Ascomycota; Eurotiomycetes; Eurotiales; Aspergillaceae. The coding region runs from base 1 to 2208 and encodes 735 amino acids. Gene Ontology annotation, cellular component: endoplasmic reticulum membrane. The record is from RefSeq and is a predicted model, not a curated record. The transcript has 2 exons.
AUGAAUGGACCCGCCGCGGGCAAAACCGAUCGGAAAACCAUCUCGACCGUCACACGAGCCGUGGAGGAACUGAAGGCGGCAGCGGAUGAAGAUGAGGACCCAGACGCGAUCUUUCUUCUCGCGGAGAUGAACUUCUAUGGCAAUUUCACUCAUCCCCGCAACUUCAGCGAGGCAUUCCUAUGGUACAAUGACUUGGCGUGGCUUGAUGGCAACAGUACGGCCCAGUCCAUGGUUGGAUUUAUGUAUGCGACAGGGAUCGGUAACGCCGUUGAGCGUGAUCAAGCGAAGGCGUUGAUGUACCACGAAUUCGCUGCGGAGGGAGGAAACACACAAUCAGAGAUGACGCUGGCAUAUCGCUAUCACACCGGGAUUGGAACACCCAAAGAUUGCGAGCAUGCUGUCGCUUAUUAUAAGAGAGUGGCCGAUAAGGCGAUGGACUAUUUUCGGUCUGGCCCACCGGGUGGCCACGCCAUGGUCAGGGAAUCCUAUCGCUGGGCAGAUGAGGAGGGAGGCGUCUACGGCGAGGGGGCUAGUGUGUCAAGCUCUGGCCCCAACGCGAAGGACCAUAAUAAAGCUACUCAAGAGUCCAGCGUUGAGGAUGUCCUGGAGUUCCUGGAUCUUAUGUCCCGCAAGGGCCAGCUGUCGGCUACUUUCUCCCUAGGAAAGAUGAAUUAUGAGGGUGCUCGCGGCUUGCCUCGUAAUUUCUAUAAAGCCAUGAAGUAUUUCAGGCUCAUCACUGCCAAAUACUGGAAAAAGGAUGGCACCAUCAUGCAGAACCCCCCUGCUGGACUCGACAAGGUAGCUGCGAAAGCAGCAGGACAUAUUGGUCUGAUGUUCCUUCGUGGGGAAGGUGUGAAGCAGGAUUUCUCCCAUGCGCUGUUCUGGUUUAAGCGCGGCUUGGCAAAUGGCGAUGAUCUUUGCCAGCAUCAUAUGGGCUUGAUGUAUCUCCAUGGUUACGGUGUUCCCAAGGAUGCCUGGAAGGCCUCCAAUUAUUUCAAGUCAGCAGCCGAGCAGGAUAACCCGGCCGCUGAAACAAGACUGGGUGCGUUGUUCUUGGAUCAAGGCGACGUGGCUACUGCGGCUCGUUACUUUGAUAUUGCCGCUCGACACGGGUGGAUGGAGGCCUACUACUACCUCGCUGAGAUGGCCAACUUUGGUGUUGGCAGGCAGAGACACUGCGGUGUAGCUGCGGCGUAUUACAAGAUGGUGUCUGAGAAAGCAGAGGCGAUGCACUCAGCAAUUGCUGAGUCUAAUGCGGCCUACGAGGCUGGCGACAAGGAGAGCGCUCUUGUCCCUACAAUGAUGGCCGCUGAGCAGGGAUAUGAGAAUGCCCAGGCUAAUGUAGCCUACUUGCUUGACGAGCAGCGAUCCUUGGUUCCCUUGGGUGGCAUUUUCCCUUGGCUUCGCCAGGCCCGUUCCUCCUUACUGCAUAAUACCGCACUCGCAUUGAUUUACUGGACCCGAUCCGCCAAACAAGCGAAUGUCGACUCCUUGAUCAAAAUGGGAGAUUACUACCUUGCUGGCACCGGUGCAGUCUCGGAUGCCGAGAAGGCGUCCACCUGCUAUCAUAAUGCUGCAGAGGCCCACCACAGCGCCCAGGCUUACUGGAAUCUGGGAUGGAUGCAUGAGAAUGGGGUUGCUGUGGCACAAGAUUUCCAUAUGGCCAAACGAUAUUAUGAUCUGGCGCUAGAGACCAACAAAGAAGCCUACCUGCCUGUGAAGCUUAGUCUGCUGAAGCUGCGGGCUCGAGGCUACUGGAACCGCAUUACAAACGGCGACAUUAAUCCCAUCCGCGAUGAUGAAGAAGCCAAACCCCGCCGCAACUUUAGAGAGUGGCUCUCUGCAUUUAUUGAAAAUGACGAAGCUGCCUACUACCAAGAGCUCUAUGAAGCCCAUGCAGAGGAUGAAGACUUUAUGCGAACGCGUGGUCUGGAAUCGGACCACGAGGACGGCUACUACGACGACCUCGAGUUUGACAUUGAUGAAGGUAUGCUUGAGGGUCUGCUCAUUGUUGGAUUGGCAGCAACGCUUCUCGUGUUGGUCUAUAUCCGACAGCAGCAACAAAGGAACCGGCAGAACCAGAAUGCUGCGAACUUGGCAAAUGCAAAUGCGAAUGCAAAUGCGAACGCAGGCAAUGACCGGGGUCUUUUCCCGCAACCUGGUGAUCCUGAAUUUGGGCAGUGGGUGGCUGGGGGUGUGGGCCAUUGA